Molecule: messenger RNA, 1379 nt
Organism: Xenopus laevis (African clawed frog)
Lineage: Eukaryota; Metazoa; Chordata; Amphibia; Anura; Pipidae
Gene: c5h6orf120.L
Product: chromosome 6 open reading frame 120 L homeolog
Cellular component (GO): extracellular region
Source: RefSeq, marked predicted
GGUGUUGCUAAGGCAGGUGUACUGUGUACUUUGUGUGCUCGCUUACUUGGGCUCUCUGACCACUUUCUGGAUGUUGAAGUUACACCCAGUAAUGCAAUGGUGGAAUACUGGAAAAGAAACUUCUUUAUGGUUUUGGUGCUGCAGGCAUUUUAUCUGACGAACUGUUCAACAGAUGAAGAGAUUCCUGAGGAAUGGUUGCUCCUUCAUGUUGUUCAAGGGCAAAUAGGAUCUGGGAAUUACAGUUAUCUAAGAUUAAACCAUGAAGGGACCAUUAUGCUCCAGGUGCAGAGCCUGAAAGGUGAUGCUGAUAUAUAUGUUUCUUCUUUAACGCUUAACCCAACUUUUGAUGACUAUGAGCUACAAUCAACAACCUGUGGUUUGGAUAAGAUUACUGUUCCACAUGACUUCUCCCGGCCUGUGGGCAUAGGAAUUUAUGGCCAUCCAUCUCACAUGGAAAGUGAAUUUGAAUUAAAGGUCUACUUUGACCGAAAGCUGCGAACUGACCCUUUUGCUGAAGCAUCUUUUGACCCAGAGAAGCUGGGGGCAAAUCAAAAACAACAACAGCAACAAACAUCUCUGGAUUCAUCUCAGGAGGAAGAAUCUAUUCUAUGGACUAUAUUAAUAGGGAUUUUAAAAAUAGUUCUCGAAAUUCUUUUCUAAGCAAUAUUAAACAUGUACUGGUAUUCAGUAUAUUUGGUAUUUACAGUAAAGUAACUGGAAUUUUCUAUAAAUAUUUAAAUGUUAAGAUUUAUACAAAAAAAUGGAUGAUGAUAUUAUCACCAAUUCAAAUAACUAGAAUUUACUUGGCCUGGCAGUGCAAUCUUUUUAAUGCCUGCCCAUCCCCAACACUGUACACAUGCAGAUAUCACCAUCAUUUAUUUAUAUAGCACCAACAAGAUACGCAGUGAUUUAUUGGACCUGUUAUCCAAAAUGCGCAGGACCUGGGGUUUUUAUUAUAAUGGUUCUUUCCAUAAUUUGGAUCUCUACACCUUAAACCUUCUAAAAUAUUUUUAACAAUGAAUUAAACCCAAUAGGAUUGUUUUGCCUCCAAUAAGGAUAAAUUAUAUCUUAGUUAGGAUCAAGUACAGGGUACUGUUUUAUUAUUACAGAGAAAAAACUAUACAGGGUUUCUCCAGUAUUAUAUACUAUAGUGUUUAUUACUUAAUUUGUAUUCGUUUCCAAAACCGAUAUAGAUUUCCAACAUAUGGCAGCACUUCUUUAACAUCGACCAACUACAGCUAAUUGUAGAGGCAUAUCUCAUUUGGCAGGGGGAUGCCAACUAAAAUAUAUGGGUUAUUUACUCCUCUGGUUUUACACCUUAUUUGGGCUUAUUCUUGUUAAUCACAUGUUGACUGCAGUUUUUUUUAAAAAAAAAAAAA